AUGAUGUUUCUCCAAAGCAAGAUAAAACUCAAUUUCAACUCAUGCUGCCGGCUGAAAGUCAAGCCUUCUAAGCAACUAUUCAUCCUCAUCUCUCUGCUGACUCUGGUCCCGUUCAACUCCGCCGUUCUGAACUGCUCCCAGCCGACUCCAGCUUCACUGCUGAGCUCCCUAAAGCCAGUGUUUGAGCUGAACGCCAUUCGACCUGUAAUAAAUAUGUCGGUCCCAACCCAAGUUACAGUUUCCUUCAUUCUCUUUGGUAUUUUGGGAGUGGAUGAGAAGUCCCAGGUACUGACAACUUUCAUUUGGGAAACUUUAAUGUGGAAAAAUGAAUUUACUAUUUGGGACCAAGUGGAAUGUGGUGUGGAAUGGAUUGCAAUUGAACGAAACCUGCUCUGGGUGCCAGAUAUCGUCAUCAACGAGUUCAUGGAGAAGAACUUAGCACCAAGCGUCCCGUACACAUACCUCCAUUCCAGUGGUCUGGUUUAUGAUAGCUUGCCUGUCAGAGUUGUGAGCUCCUGCAGUCUCAACAUCUACCUGUUUCCAUUUGAUAUUCAAAGAUGCACUUUCACUUUCAAUUCCUACAUACACCUCAGUGAUGCUGUACAACUUGAACUUAAAGACACAGACCAGGACUUACUUCAGGCAUCGAAAGACGAAAUGGCAACGAUGGGUGAAUGGCAGCUAGUUGGAAUCAAAUCAGAGAAGGUGGUAGUACCAAUCAUAGAGGGGUCCACUUACGAUGAGCUUCGCUUCUUUGUCUCUAUUCGGCGCCACUCUACCAUGUAUGUGGUGAACCUCCUGAUCCCCAGCUGUUUCCUCAUCACUGUGGAUCUCUUCAGCUUCAUCCUGCCCAUCCAAAACAUUGACCGGUCCUUGUUCAAGAUGACCCUCGUCCUGGGCUACACUGUCUUCCUGCUCAGCACCAAUGAGCUGCUCCCUAUCACUGGAAACACCAUCCCUCUCAUCAAUGUGUUCCUGUCUCUCUGUCUGACUAUGAUGGUCACCAGUCUGAUGGAGACCAUCUUCAUCACCAAUCUUCUCCGGGGCUCAGCUCACUACACUGCACCUCCUCGUUGGAUGAAGGUGUUUGUUCUUCACUUUUUGGGUCCACUUGUGAGGCUUCCACCAAAUCCUGAGCUGCAAGAAGACCUGGUGUUUACGAAUCCUAAUACAAGAGAAAUGGCAGAUAUCUCCACAGAGUCCAAAGAGAAUGAAACUAUGGAGAGAAAGGAAACACUGAAGGAGGCUGAGACCCUCCAGGUUCUGAAGAACCUCAGCAGGGAUCUCCAGGCCAUCCACCGCCAUGUUGUCCAGCAGCUGAAGGGAAGUCCCAGCUCAGAGGACUGGAUCCAGAUCGGCCUCGUCAUCGACCGCCUGCUGUUCAUCUUUUACAUCUUCUUCAUGUCAGUCAGCUUCGUUUCCAUCAUCAUUAUCUGGAUCGCCUCAUAUUACUCUGCAUAACUGCCGGUUUGUUUUACUGCAGUUUUAUUUCAAAUUUAAUAUGUUCUGUUAAAUCACAGAUGUUAUGUACUUUAGAAUAUAAUUAGUUCAAGUUAAAGUCAAAUCAAUUAAUCAUUGAC
Messenger RNA from Poeciliopsis prolifica (blackstripe livebearer), 1580 nucleotides. Its product is annotated as 5-hydroxytryptamine receptor 3C-like. The transcript has 10 exons. The record is from RefSeq and is a predicted model, not a curated record. Gene Ontology annotation, biological process: nervous system process; chemical synaptic transmission; signal transduction. NCBI's taxonomy places the organism in Eukaryota, Metazoa, Chordata, Actinopteri, Cyprinodontiformes, Poeciliidae. Gene Ontology annotation, molecular function: neurotransmitter receptor activity; extracellular ligand-gated monoatomic ion channel activity; transmembrane signaling receptor activity. Gene Ontology annotation, cellular component: neuron projection; synapse; membrane. Bases 1 to 1461 code for a protein of 486 amino acids.